AUGGACCUCACACAUGAGUCACCCGUGAAUCCACUGGAUGCUUUGCGCUCACCAGAGUCCAGCCACUUCGACCAAAGACUUUUGGAACGUGAUUCAGUUGUUGGAUCUGAUUUCAACGAGAUUGCUCUGGAUGACGACGGCUCCUUUUCUCCAGUCGCCCUCACUGCUCGACCUUUUGACCUCUCGACGGAACCUCCAGCCCUCUCGAUUCGCGAAGACGCAGAUGGGAGGCCCAGGAGUUCUUCUUUUUCCCUACCAGCUAACUCUUUGAUGAGCCGAUCUCACAAGAAAUCCGCCUCCACCACUACCAUUCGCUCGUCUAAAGAUCUACCGUUCCUUUUCUCAAGUCCCGAAAUGCAGGAACAAGAGGAGACAAGGAAAGCUGCUCGGGGAAGUAUAGAUGGACAGCAAAAAAUUCAAGAGGAGUUCGCACGGUUACAAAAAGAAAAAGCGGAUAAAAGCCACAAGUCGGAGGAGGGUACAAUCGACUGGGACUUCUGGGGGGCAGUCAUUUCCGAUUACCAGGGUUUUGCUUCUCAAAGACCUAAAGAAUUGGCACAAGCUAUCGCUCGAGGAAUACCAGGGACUCUUCGUGGGAUGAUGUGGCAACAUAUGGCGGCCUCAAAAGACCCCGAAUUGGAAAGUGCAUACCUUAAGCUUCUCAAAGACAGAAGUACACAUGAAAAGGCCAUAACUCGCGAUCUAGGAAGAACCUUUCCACACCACGACUUCUUUACCGAUGGUCAGGGUAUUGGACAAGAGAACCUCUUCAACGUCUUGAAAGCAUAUUCAUUAUAUGAUCCUCAAGUUGGCUACUGUCAAGGUCUUCCUUUUAUUGUUGCAAUCCUCUUACUCAAUAUGCCGGACGAAGAAGCUUUCUCGCUGCUUGUUCGAUUGAUGCACGUGUAUGACUUGCGUGGUCAUUUCCUUCCUGAAAUGCCAAAGCUGCAGAUGCGCCUCUUCCAGUUUGACCGAUUGAUUGAAGAGCUAUUGCCAGUUCUUCACAUUCAUUUUCUUCGUCAAGGAAUCAAGUCGAGUAUGUUCUGCUCACAGUGGUUCCUGACAAUGUUCAGUUAUCGAUUCCCAUUGGAGAUCGUCUUCCGCAUCUAUGACAACUGUCUUGCCAAUGGAAUUGAAGCUAUCUUUGGUUUCAGCAUUACGUUGCUCAAGAAGAACGAGGAAAUCCUUCUCUCUCUCAAGUUUGACGAAAUAUUGAACUUUCUAAAUACGCGGCUGCUUGAUAGAUACAAGGGAAUUAUCUCCGUAUCCUCCCAAAUUCUAAAUCUUAUCCUCCUCCAGGUGGAACAUUUAGACUCAGCCAACCCAGAAGACGGUGGAGGAAGACAUAAUGUGGACGAAUUCGUCAAUGACGCUGUGUCAUUGCGCAUUACGCCCUUCAUGCUCGACUGCUAUCGACACGAGUAUGAAGACCUUGUCCGGGAGACAAAUAAGCAUGCCUUGGAGAUCGACGAACUUCGAAGGAGCAAUCGCUCGCUAUCGACCCAAGUAAAAAAUCUGGAAGCCAGCCUAGCUCAACUGAACAUUGAACAUGUAGAUCUUUUAAACGAUCUUGUCAAGCAACGCUUGCACAACGAAGAAAUGGAGGAGGAGCUCGUUCGCUACAAACUAUUGUAUGCCGAAGCUAUGCACGAGAACCAAGAUGCACAAUCAUCACAUCGUAUCUCCCUUGCUCAGAUGUUUAACCUGAAGAAGGGGAGUUCGUAG
Messenger RNA from Laccaria bicolor S238N-H82, 1725 nucleotides. RefSeq lists its product as uncharacterized. Lineage: Eukaryota; Fungi; Basidiomycota; Agaricomycetes; Agaricales; Hydnangiaceae. Bases 1 to 1725 code for a protein of 574 amino acids. The transcript is spliced from 14 exons. The record is from RefSeq and is a predicted model, not a curated record.